AUGGCACAAUUGGCCUUGGAUGACCCUGCAUCUCUGAAGAAACUGUUGUCGGAUUGUUCAGUUCCCGCUCCAGUGGUGGCCAAUUUGGAUGUUUUGGGUUACAAAUCAGUAGCACUUUUGGGCUUUGCUGUUCCUAGUGAUGGUCAAGUGGAUGACUUGGUUGAGAAGUUGUUUCCUCGCGAUCUUGGUGAGCAGGUUGACCUUCUUUCACCUGGCGCUGCUAGUUUGAGGAGGGUUAUUCGACAUUGCUUUGAUGCCUGCCAGGCCAAAGGCGGCAUGCCUACUGAAACUCAGGUUGCGGUUCCUGUCAAACCCAAGCUGUCAUUGGCUGAGUACAAGGAGCUGAAGCUGAAAUUUGCUGAUCAUUUUCCUGGUGAGUUGUUGACGCCUGAGUCUACGCCGAGUUUCAUGUUUGUUGCUGCUUUGAAAGAUCAAUUUGAAACUGGCACAUGGAAUUGGACCCCUUGGAGACAUCGCAUCUCUGAGCAGGCUGAAACUCUUUUUCAGGAAAACAGGAAACCGAGAUCUGACCAUCAGUUGCUCCAAAGGAUGCUGAACCAGCAGGACUUGAUGGACUUCCCUGAGGCUAGUGUGCCAGCUGGGGGCCCGGUGGAACCGGUGUUGCUGCGUUUUCAAACCUUGUUGGCUAAUGCUUUGGCGAUGUUGCAGUUGGUCCACUUGAUUGUCAUUAAGAAAUUUCACUACAAGUUCAACGAGCUUGCACUUGCAACACCUGUGGAUUCAUCAUUGCGAUCACCGAAUUUGCAAGAGGUCUUGGCUGCUGACAAGUCAGUAUGGAUGGCUGUCACCCAUGCGAUGCGUGAAAACUCUUGGUCAUUGAGUGACACCUUGAGUGAGAUUGCACACUGUAGGCAAGAUAUGCAGACGGUCCUUCAACCUCGACCUCGUGCAAACUCCAACCCGGUGACUCCAAAGAAAGCUGAACCUAAAGGGGCGCCCAAAAAGACUUCCACUCCUCCACCCAUUCGGAAGGACAACCAGCUCAAGGACUGGAAUGACAGUUGGCCUGUCAUGCCGACAGUUGCAACCGAUGUUUUGGAGCCCCCUCCAGGUGAUUUUUCUCCGCCUAAUUUUCCUGCGGAAUCAGCCUCCUCGGCGACGGUUGCAAGGCUGAGACUUCCAGAUGGAACUUUCUACAGUCGCCUGACAGCAUGUUAUCCGCAGCUCCUAGCAGAUGCCCUGGCCGAUAUAUUUGUUCAAACACUGGCUCAGCGGGUGGAGGAUGGUGGUGGCCUGAUUAGCACUGCAAUCCUUGAACAGAUUGAUUCCUUACUGAGAUCAUCUCGCUGUGAUCUGAAGACUUUGGAGUCCCUCACCGGGCGAUUGCUUUGGGUCUCAUCCCUCUGGGAAACCUUGCGACCUUUAUUGGGCCCAUUGUACCAGGCCAUGAUGACGGUACCUUUAACUUUGGUUUCAAUUUCAAUUGAGGAGUGGCCUCUUCUUCUUGAUGCUUUGCAGGAUGACCUAACACUCUCCAAAAGUUUGCAUCACCCGUCCUUGCGUAAGAAUGUGAAGGUGGUGCGUGCAGCGAAUUUCACACUCCGUGACAUUGGCCAUGCCAGAUCAUUGCACUUCAAAUCGAGACGUAUUUGGUUAGGUAUCAGUAUACCGGGUUCCAGCAAGCGAAAACUUUUGCAGGAAACCCAUGAAUCCCUUCAAGCCUGGAAGGAUGUUCUUGUGGGCACACCGUUUCUGCACAACAUGAUCCCACCGACAUACCUUCCUCUCCAAGCAUCUGCAGAUGCAUGCGCUACUCAAGGAGAAGCUGGCUUAGGUGGCAUCCUUCGACUGAAUGGAGAAGUUGCCGCAUGGUUUGCCUUCACGAAAGAGGUUUUUCCUUGGAUCUCUGACUCCAUGCAGAAGCACAUCAAUGUUUGGGAAUUACUGGGCCAAUUUGCUUUGGCGUUUUGUUUGGAUCGUGCGUUGAAGGGUCGUUGUACCCCCAUAUCUGUUACGUUUGCUUGUGACAACACAUCGGCAGAAGCUGCUCACCUGAAAGCCUUAUCUACGGCUUCGGGCAUGUGCCAUGUUUUAGCAGCUUUCUUCAGAUUUCAACGCAUUCACAACCUGGAUGUUUCGAUCCAACAUAUUCCUGGCAUGUGGAACGAUGAAGCAGAUGCCCUGAGUCGUGGUAAGCACCUACCACAUUGCACUCCAGAACUGCGGGUUGAUGUCCCAUGGACCUGGCUGUGCUCAUCUCUUCCAGAGCAUUCACCAUCAAACGCCAAAUUUCCGCACACUUUGUUGACCCGCUGA
Molecule: messenger RNA, 2277 nt
Organism: Cladocopium goreaui
Lineage: Eukaryota; Dinophyceae; Suessiales; Symbiodiniaceae
Source: the annotation of a GenBank genome assembly